Meriones unguiculatus (Mongolian gerbil) is the source of this 4481-nucleotide messenger RNA. It is a transcript of the gene Sp9, whose product is annotated as Sp9 transcription factor. The record is from RefSeq and is a predicted model, not a curated record. Gene Ontology annotation, biological process: regulation of transcription by RNA polymerase II. The transcript is spliced from 2 exons. Bases 189 to 1739 code for a protein of 516 amino acids. NCBI's taxonomy places the organism in Eukaryota, Metazoa, Chordata, Mammalia, Rodentia, Muridae. Gene Ontology annotation, molecular function: DNA-binding transcription factor activity, RNA polymerase II-specific; RNA polymerase II cis-regulatory region sequence-specific DNA binding.
CACGUGCCUGAAGCGUGUGCCUGAAGGUUCCCUCUACCCCUGUGUCAUUCAACACUCCAGGGAGAGACUCAAGAGGCUCUCUGAGGGAAUGGGGGUAACACCAAUGGGUAGUGAAACGGAAGGCUGGCGCACCAGGGUUGGGCUCUAGAGUGGCUGAAAUCCAGAAAGCAUGGGGUGCCCGAGUCCUCAUGGCCCACACAGCCUCUUGGAGUUGCAGGGCCUUAAGAAGAGAUUCCAGGCUGGAGAGGACUGAAGGAACUACUCAGAAAAGAACCCAGCAGGGUGUCAUCUGGAGAAAUAAGGAAGAGCCGCGCUUCGGAACCACCCCGCUGGCCAUGCUGGCGGCGACCUGCAACAAGAUCGGCAACACGAGCCCGCUGAGCACGCUGCCCGAGUCCAGCGCCUUCGCCAAGGGCGGCUUCCACCCCUGGAAGCGCUCGUCGUCCAGCUGCAACCUCGGCUCGGGCCUGUCGGGCUUCGCCGUGGCCACGGGCGGCCGCGGCUCGGGCGGCCUGGCGGGCGGCUCGGGCGCCGCCAACAGCGCCUUCUGCCUGGCGUCCACGUCGCCCACGUCGUCGGCCUUCAGCAGCGACUACGGCGGCCUCUUCUCCAACUCGGCAGCGGCGGCGGCGGCGGCGGCGGCCGGCGUGUCCCCGCAGGAGGCGGGCGGCCAGUCGGCCUUCCUCUCCAAGGUGCACACGACGGCGGCCGACGGGCUGUACCCGCGCGUGGGCAUGGCGCACCCCUACGAGUCGUGGUACAAGUCCGGCUUCCACUCGACGCUGGCGGCCGGCGAGGUGGCCAACGGCGCGGCGUCGCCCUGGUGGGACGUGCACGGCAGCCCCGGCUCGUGGCUCGACGUGCCCAACGCCGGCGGCGGGCUGCAGGGCUCGCUGCACUCGGGCGCCCCCCAGGCCUCGCUGCACUCGCAGCUGGGCACCUACAACCCCGACUUCGGCUCGCUCACGCACUCGGCCUUCAGCUCCACGGGGCUCGGCUCGCCCGCCGCCGCCGCCUCGCACCUGCUCUCCACCGGCCAGCACCUGCUGGCCCAGGACGGCUUCAAGCCCGUGCUGCCCUCCUACCCGGACUCGAGCGCCGCCGUGGCCGCGGCCGCCGCCAGCGCCAUGAUCUCGGGCGCCGCCGCCGCCGCCGCCGCCGCCGGGGGCGGCUCGGCGCGCUCCGCCCGCCGCUACUCGGGCCGCGCCACCUGCGACUGCCCCAACUGCCAGGAGGCCGAGCGCCUGGGCCCGGCCGGCGCCAGCCUGCGGCGCAAGGGGCUGCACAGCUGCCACAUCCCGGGCUGCGGCAAGGUCUACGGCAAGACGUCGCACCUGAAGGCGCACCUGCGCUGGCACACGGGCGAGCGGCCGUUCGUGUGCAACUGGCUCUUCUGCGGCAAGCGCUUCACGCGCUCCGACGAGCUGCAGCGGCACCUGCGGACUCACACCGGCGAGAAGCGCUUCGCCUGCCCGGUGUGCAACAAGCGCUUCAUGCGCAGCGACCACCUCAGCAAACACAUUAAGACGCACAACGGGGGCGGCGGGGGCAAAAAGGGCAGCGACAGCGACACGGACGCCAGCAACCUGGAGACGCCCCGCUCCGAGUCCCCCGACCUCCUCCUGCACGAGGCCGGCGUGAGCGCGGCCCGGGCGGCGGCGGCGGCAGCGGCGGCGGCGGCAGCAGCGGCGGCGGCGGCGGGAGCCAAGGAGGCCCCGAGCGGCCCCAACGACUCCUAGAGGCCGCGGCGAGGCGCGGGGGCGGCGGGCGGGCGCCAGGCCGAGCCGAGCGGAGCCCCCACCCCGGCCGGUGGCCGCCGAGCCGCGCGCCCCCCUCCGCGCCCGGACGAGGACCCGACGCCGGGGCCGCGGACAAAAGCGAACCGGGGUCUGAGCUGCACCCCCGCGCGCCCCCACGCACACACGGGAGCCCCGCGCCCGCCGGAACGCACCCCCGCGCUCCCCCGCAGCCAUCCUCACAAACUUCUCCAGAGAAGAGCAAUACACAGAAACGCCCCCUCCCCGCACCGCUGCCCAGCCCCUCCGGCGUCCUCUGUCCUCUCCUCAAAAACAAAAAGAAAAACAACAACACAGAAACUAGCCACCGCUCGGAAAAGGACUGUCAGAACUUUGGAACGAGAACAGACGAGACCUAUAAAAACGGACCCUGUGUGGAUUAUAUUAUAUAUAAAAUGCUCCAAGUCCUGCUUGAUGUCCACUCACAAUGAGACUUUUUUUUUUUCUAAAAAAGGAAGCAUCAAAAAAGGCUUAAGGUGAGAUAUUCAACUGGAAGUCUAGCGACAGUUUCUCUGUAUUUCAUAACAUCUGUAUAAAUAGGGUUCAAAGGAUUGUGUUCUCUUUUAUUUUCUUGUAAAUGUUCAUUCGAAUAGGUUUUUUUUUGUGAAUUCCUGAAAUUCAGGGAGUUUCUUUUUAAUUUUCUGAUGCACUUUGUGAAAGUCAGUAUAUAUGUAAAAGAUAUUUAAAAUGUUGAGUUACCGUUUUCACUCAAACACGUAAGUUAAGGUCACCUAAAGAAAUUAAAUGCGUUUAUCUGUAUGAAGAAAAUCUUGACAUCAUUUUCAUUUUGGUGUUAUUAAAGGACUCUGAACAGCACCCCUCCGUUAAAAAAAAAAAAAAAUCCUGUUUUCCCUUCAAUAACCUUUAAAGUGGGAUCAACUUUUUUUUUUUUUUUUUGGUUGUUGGGAAACAAAUUUCCUUCACGUUAGUUGUAGGCAAUGAAGUUUCUAUGGGUUGCAAAGCCAUAACACAUAUACGUUUUUGAAAAGUCAAAAUUAUUUAUUUGUAUAUCAACAGCAUAAAUUAAAUUGGGUUCUAAGAACGUGUAGUUGUAUUACUUUAAUGGGAGGGCUCGCAAAAGGUGAUGUUUUUUUAAAUCUUUGGAUCGCCUUUAAGAAAAAAAAAAGAAAGAAAGAAAAUCAAGUUCUUUUGGCAGUUUUAACUGGGGUGGUACUUAAAUCUCCUGGGGGGCUCAGAGAAAAUCGGUGGGCUUGUUUUUAAAAUCUGAUUUUAAAACAAUAUGUUAAAGAAACAUCUCUCUAGGAAAAAAAAAUGUCUUUUCGUUUCCGAGGCCCGCUAGUUGGGAGGCAUCUCUGGGGAAUAAAUCGCCAGAGUCAGUACCCCGGAAAAGACAUUUCAUGCCUAAAUGAAAAUCUUGUUAAAUGUUAUUAAUUUUGACUUAGAGCACACAGCAGCCCCCUGCGCCUUGUACUCCCUUAUUAGGGAUUCAUGUCUUAUCAAAUAUCUAAUUAAUCUCCUAGACAUCAUUUGUUCUGGCCAACUUUAUCUCAGCUGGUCCACGGGGAAAACUCCAAAUAUUCUCUGUGACAAAGCUCCCUUGAAGAUCUUUUUAAUUGUCUAAAUUAACUGCACCAAAUUUGCAUGUCAAACGGUAAAGGGCAACCUGAGAUAAAAUGUAAACGUUUUAAAAGCCCCAAACUAAGCACUUGAUUUGAUAACUAGGCUUUUUAAUGUUAUGGGAGACCACUGCUCCUUUCCUUUUCAAAGACGGCUGAUCUAUGCAAAUAGUGAAUUGGAAAUGCCUAGGUCCCCUCGCCGGCAAAUGGCCCUCGCAGGUUAUUUGAAUAUCAGUGGCUGCCUCUGAAAAGGUUCAAGGAUGCUCUCUGCCUUCUUUGUGAUUACUCAGUGCGGCGUCUUAUUCUGAAGAAAAAAACUCAGGAAUAAUUAAAGGCUGGGAUCAGGCCUGGGAACACAUUUGGGACAGGAAUCUCAUUUAGACAGUCUCUUUCAAAAUAAGGCACAGUUAAAUUGACCAGAAGGCAAUUAUUGAAAUGAAAAUUAUUUUCACUCUCUUUGUCUUCUGACCACCAACUUAACAGCCCCGGUUUAAAAGAGGGAGAAGGGAGAGAAUGACGAAAGGAAAAUUGGUAAAUGAGACAAUUUCGCAAUUCGAAAAAAAAAAUGUUAGUUUGGAAAAAAAAAGUACAUAUUUACAGAAUAAAAAUAUUUCUAAAAGGCUUCUCACACAAUAGAAACUACAAGCGAAGUCAGCAUCAAUAAAUUCGCCCCUCUUUUUUUUUUUUUUUUUUUUGAUUACUGGACUUGGAAACUUGAAUAAAGAUUUUGAUCCUUUGGAAAGAAUAAAUUAUUGGUAUUAAAACUGCUCCGAAAGGCCAAGGAGCGAAGUAGCGAGGAAAACAGCGGGAAGGUUCCUAGCGGGGUGUCUGCAUGCGGAGGUUCAGGCUUCUUCCUUGAGGUCCCUGCGGUCCCAGCUGCAAAGCUCGUCUUCCUGUAGUUUUCCCUUUCUUCGCUCGUUUUCUCUCCAGGCUCAUCCACGCCUGCCUGGGACCUCCCCCACCCCCACCCCAAGGCCUUUUCGGGUUUGGGUCUGGUCCUGGGGAGAAGCUGGCGGGGCACGCAUGUAGGGUCUGUAGGCCCGCGGGGUGCCCUGCGCGUCUCGGGGCGGCGGGCGGGCGGCGCGGAGGUGAGCGUGCGCUGGGGGUU